Messenger RNA from Cladophialophora immunda, 3071 nucleotides. RefSeq lists its product as uncharacterized. NCBI's taxonomy places the organism in Eukaryota, Fungi, Ascomycota, Eurotiomycetes, Chaetothyriales, Herpotrichiellaceae. Gene Ontology annotation, molecular function: UDP-galactose transmembrane transporter activity. The coding region runs from base 599 to 1900 and encodes 433 amino acids. Gene Ontology annotation, biological process: pyrimidine nucleotide-sugar transmembrane transport. The record is from RefSeq and is a predicted model, not a curated record. The transcript is spliced from 2 exons. Gene Ontology annotation, cellular component: Golgi membrane.
CUGGAACAUCAAGACCAACUGCGCCUGUGCCACCCUCGCCUCGCAUCGAAGAAUGCCUCCUCGGUAGCGAGGAAUCUCGUCGGGAAUCCCUCAACCCCCUCGUGUCCAUUCCUGUCCCCUUGCAAUUUCACAAUGACGCCUUGACGCCCCGAUGCCCCCCCCACCAACCACCGUGUCGCCCUCGCAUCGUGUCGUCUCCACCGCAAAGGGAUGCAGUGACUGCUGACUUCUCACCACAUUAUUCAUCCUACCACUCCACAACCACACCACCUUCGCUCUCGAACAUGUCUUGUUAAUAUCACCCACCCACCCCUCCAGGCACAGACCUCUCUGUGCUCCCGAGGGCCUCCCUCUCACUCAUCCGCUCUGACAACAUGAUCACCAUAAUGAAAUGCAUCAUCCCUUGCAUGAUGUGCUAUUGAGCUCGCAUUCACCCAUGGUCACUCCUUAAAGAAUCACCACCCUUACGGUUGUCACUCGUUCACUCAGCCAACAAGUCACUCGUUACCUGCUCGCACUGGUCGUUUUAUUCUAUUUGUUCAUCUCUGCCAUAUCAUCAGCUUUGGAUACCCGCUAUUAUCUCUCUAGAAAGGAAAACAUGACGACCAGAGACGGCCUCUCGACCAUCCAUGGCAUCCCCACGAAAUACGUCUCCCUCCUCACCCUCGUGGUCCAAAACUCCUCCCUCGUUCUUGUUAUGCGAUAUUCCCGAAUCCUGCCCGGUCCGAGAUACCUGAGCUCAACUGCGGUCGUGCUGUCCGAAGUCCUCAAAUGCAUAAUAUGCUUGUGCGUCCACGUCAGCGAGCAACGGCAUCAAUACCAAUCCUCACGGCUUCCCACCCUCUCCAACGACGCACCUUCUCACCUGAAUCCCACCAGCUACGGUCUGAAGCAACUGUGGGCGGACAUCUUCAGCGUCAAAAGUGGCUUCUUCAAGCUCCUCGUACCCGCCGUCCUCUACACUCUCCAGAACAAUCUUCAAUUUGUUGCUGCCACAAACUUGGAUGCCGCCACCUUCCAGGUCACCUAUCAGUGCAAGAUCCUGACGACCGCCUUGUUUGCGGUGUUGAUGCUGGGUCAGAGCCUGUCAGCACAAAAGUGGUUGUCCCUGGUCAUCCUCACGGCCGGAGUAGCCUGUGUUCAGAUACCUUCGUCGACCGUGGCGAUUAACCCUCAGCAGGGCAAUUAUGUGGUGGGGAUUGUUGCCGUUGCGAUUGCCUGCAUUUGCUCGGGAUUCGCCGGGGUCUAUUUCGAAAAGGUGCUGAAGAACGGCCAAAGCUCGUCUAUCUGGAUCCGCAACAUCCAGCUGAGCAUUGGCUGUCUGGCCAUUGCGCUCACCGGGGCCUUGGUCUGGGAUGGCCAGGCGAUCCUGGAGAAUGGCUUUUUCCAGGGCUACAAUUCCGUGGUCUUUGCCACCGUCUGCAUUCAGGCGGCCGGAGGCCUCAUUGUGGCCAUGGUCAUCAAGUACGCCGACAACAUCCUCAAGGGCUUCGCCACCUCCCUCUCCAUCAUCCUCUCGACCGUCGCCUCGAUCUUCAUCUUCAACUUUGUGCCGACGAUAUAUUUUCUGUUUGGUUCGAUCUUGGUGUUCUUGGCUACCUAUUUGUACAGCGUGCCUGAGGCGCCCAAGGCCAUCGAGAGCGCAGCUGCUGACCCCUCGGAGAAGAACCCGAUCCUCGUGGUGGAAGACUAUGACGAGGAAGCUCGGUUCGGCUCCAGGACCGUCCAGAGGCCGUUUCGAGAUGACAGCGACCCUGAGUCGAGCGACGAAGCGAGCCGAGACAGCGUCAGCAUCUACGACCAGGACGAUGGCAACUACUCUCGGAAUUUCUCGCCCUCGUUGAUUCAGAACUCGACAAUGGAAAAGCAAAUGCUCCCCGAGUUGGGUCAUGUUGGAUGAUGGCCUCGGAUGAUUGGACGGAGCUCUCGGCUUGCGGUGCGCUUGAAAUCUCUGAAAUUUGUUGUUCACAGCGAUCUAUGUGAUUGAAUAUGAGAGGCUGGCAGUGGCCUCGGAGACGUGACCCUGUGGACGGGAAGAGAGACACUGCACCAAAACAAAAAUACACAAAAACCUGUUGUUCUUGGAAAUGUGACAUGACUUUGGAUACCGUUCACCAGUUGGAGAAGAGGAAAGGCAUUACUAUUAGAAACGAUGGUCAGACACCAGAAAUGGAUAUGAUUUCGAAAGGAGGCGCAGUGCCAUUGAAUCUACGAUGUCCACUUUGGAUGUUUUCUGGACUGUUUUAUUCUCUGGCAUGCCGACAUCAUGUUCGGCAUACCAGGUGAGAGCCUCGUCGUUUCAAGAGUUUCUUGUACGCGAGCCUUAUCGUGUUCGUACCCAGCAGUCGAUCGUGCGGCGGUUUCAUCCACGAUCAAGGGGUCGCCUGGUCGUACAAGUUUCAGACCUGCGACGUCGACUGCCUCGGGAUUCGCAACAUCAUCGCCUUAGCCAGAGAGUCGAUCAGUCAGUCAGUCAAUCAGUCAGUCGUGGGUGGGCGCGUGAGCCUCGUUGCCUCGCUAGGCUGCCCAGGGCUCUUCAACUAGAUCCGAACGAGGCGUCGUCGAAGCCUUUCUCCUCCCAUCCACUACUCCCAAUCCAUCCAUCCAUCCAUCCAUCCAACCCCCGUGUCCAGGUGCUUAUCCAUGCAUUGAUCAAUGUGUCUACAGACCUACAGUACCUCGUCUAUCUCCAGGCUGGCUGCGAAUGAGAUCCCCGCCCACGCUGAGAAGGGUUUUCCCCCAGGCGGACGCUGAGGCAGCAAAAGGCCACUGGGCCAACGAUUUCCUCUCGCUCGACACCGUCUGUUCUCGCCCUCUGGCCGAUCGGGUGGGGUGUCUGUCAGUGUCGGUGUGUUGCUGUUGCCGCCGUUGGGAGACCGGGGUAGUUGACGAACUUGUAUAUAACGAAUGGCCCUCCGCACCUGGACUGACGUAGAUAACAGAUAUUACCUCCGUUUCCAUCCCCUUUCGAGUUACGGCCGCUUGAAGAAGGAAUAGGGAAGAGAGGGAAGUGAUGACCGCCCCUCCUCCUCCUCCUCAUCCUCGUUGUGAUCGUUCGAAUCAUUGCGUGA